AUGGGGAGCCGUGGUCCGACCAUCAUCUCGGUCACCAUCACCGUCUGGGUACUAGCCCUCCUCUUCGUUGGCCUCCGGCUCUAUACCCGCAUUGUAGUUGUUGGUCGGACUGGCCUUGACGAUUUUCUCAUGCUCGUAGCAACAAUCUUCGCGACUAUCAUGACCGGCUUGAUGAUUACGCAAGUGCAUUAUGGCUGGGGUCAGCAUGCCUCUGCCCAGACAGUUAAGCAGAUGUCAACGACACAAUUUGUCAGCAUUUGGACAUGCAUACCCAUUUCCUCAUUUUGGCACUUCGAAAAGCGAGGUCGAGAUUGCAUCAACAUCAAAGUGUGGUCCAUCGUAUCAGCAACCAUGACAACCUUGGCCGACAUCGUCUGCUUCUUCCUUCCCAUGCCACUGAUCUACAAACUGCAACUGCUCAAGCGGCGCAAAUUUGGUCUCUUCUUGACCUUUUCGACAGGUCUUAUACCGUUGGCCGCAUCCGUGGUGCGAAUGGCACAGGCUAUUCAGCUCAGCCUCGACAACGGCGGCUAUAUCGAAGAAGACACACCCUAUCGUUGGGCGUUGGUGCCAUUCUGGUCCGAGAUCGAAGUCACGGUUGGCAUCAUCGCAGCCUGCAUCCCAAUACUGAGUCCGCUCUACCGGAAACUGCUGCAUCGCAUGGGCUUGCGUGAAGCAACGACAUCAGCGAUUGACCCCUCGACUGCUAGCAGCCGUUUGAUAUCCGGCCCGCACCAGAAUCUGCCUAGCACUGGUGGCACCGUCGUUUCUCGUAUCGGCGAUUCUCAUGAUUAUGCUUUUCAUGACGACUCUUCUAAAAACGACGCUACUCGCAUCUCAACCCAGAAACCAAUCAUCCAGACCCCGAGACCCGUUCGACCUCCCCUCGGAGGCAUCUCCUCCACCAGAUCCAGAACAAGUGCGAGGCGCGGUCGCGAUGAGUACGAACUCCAAGGAACCCCGGGAAUACGCAGGACGAUAGUGCUGACCCAGCGAGAAGAGACGCUUUCAACUCAGAACUCCAUUCCAGAAAUCCCCUUCGCCGAUCCCCCUGAAUAG
Aplosporella prunicola CBS 121167 is the source of this 1059-nucleotide messenger RNA. RefSeq lists its product as uncharacterized. The coding region runs from base 1 to 1059 and encodes 352 amino acids. The record is from RefSeq and is a predicted model, not a curated record. The transcript is spliced from 4 exons. Lineage: Eukaryota; Fungi; Ascomycota; Dothideomycetes; Botryosphaeriales; Aplosporellaceae.